UUUCUGAAUUAUCACAGUUACAAGCCGGCUCAAAACGCAAAAAGAUGUAAAUCGAUGUAGACAGCAAUUUCAUUUCGUAUUAAGUUCUUGUGAAUAUAUAACUAUUGCCCAGAAAACGGCUGUGUAUUAUCAAUCGUCCGAUCAAUAUAUUUUCUGUGACGUAUUCUCAGAAAAAUCACUUUGCUGCCAGCACAAACCGGGCAUAUUGUUUCCUAUAUUAUUACAGGCGAAAUACCGGCGCCAUGGUGCUUAAAAUAACAUCGAUUUGACAAUUGACAUAUCGUUCCCAGCUUUAUAACGUUGUUGGAAUUGGAUAUAGUGUAACUAAAGAUAUACGGUAUUAAGACAUAAAAAUGUAUAAGUUUUUCAAACAAGCGACCUAGAGCGAACAUGCGCUACUGUAACCAGUCGAUUCUUUAUGAAGAUACCAUCCGAUAAUAAUCAAACAAAAUUGUACCCUAAACCAAAUCAUUAAUUUCGGCAGAUGAAGCGGAAGGCUGAUACGUUUAGACUUCUGUUUCAUGAAGGUGUUUGUUGGGAGGUGUGCAGUUGGCGUAUUGGCCCAGCGAAUUGCCACUUUAUUCAAAUCAAACAGUGCUUAUUUCGCGAUCUGGGGUAAUAAAAUGAAAAGAAGUCCGUCUUUGACAGUCCAUCUCAGAAGGGACAAGGCAAAACCAGCGACACCUGCCAGCUUUGGGGAGAGUAUUGUGGAUGUACUAAAGAAUGCGGAAAACGUUGGUGGUGAUGUGGACAAUGAGAUUUUUGUGGAUUGCGAAAUAUCAGACAACGCCCUGGUGCUGACUGGAUCACACCAUGAGACCAACAUUUCAAAGAAAAUUUUAUUAAGAAGACCUCCUUUUUGCCCAAUCAAGUUUUUGUUUGAGGAACCUGGUUUGGAAGACUUGCCAGAAGAUGUUAAAACAAGAGGAGUUCAUGUUGGAGCUGCUGUUAUCUUGGAGAGUUCUGACAACAGUGUUUUUAUCACCAGAAGAUCAAAAACAAUGAGGACUUUUCCUCAUGUGUGGGUACCUCCUGGAGGCCACGUGGACGAAGGAGAAUCAAUUUUUGAAGCAGGAAUAAGGGAGGUAGAGGAAGAAUCCGGAAUCAAAAUUGAAAAUGGAAAUUCCGGUUCUAUUCUGGGGCUGUGGGAGUCAUCAUUUCCACCAAUGCGACAUUUGGGAUUGCCGAAACGACAUCAUAUUGUGGUGUAUUUACAUUUCAAGUUAAGUGAGACUGCUGCUAAUAUUAGCGAAAAGAUUCAACUUGAGACCAAAGAAGUGGAUGCAUGCACGUGGUUAUGUAGUUGUGUUGCCGAAGGCAUCGUUUCUACUGAUAAACAAUUUGAUUUUCCAAAACAAACUAAUGUAUAUUUAAAACAAUGCCAUUCUUUUCCAAAUUUGUGUGUGAAGCAAAUGGAUUAUAUUGAUGGGAUUUUGAUUGGUGAUAAAGGCGAGACACAAACAGGAAGAAUUAUCUCUACAACACCACUUUUCAUGGAUGUUGGAAAAAAUGAAGAUAAUGAACGAGUCAGUACUGGGACUAAAUAUGCUUUAAAACUUUGGCUCGAUUUAUUGAAAAGCAGGAAGGGUUGAUUACUGCACCAUUCAUAAAUGUAUAAAUCUCCUAUGCAGUUUUAAUUUUAGUGCUUCAAAACGACGUGUUACAGUGUGAAUAUGAAUGCCAGUGAAUUUUGUUUCUAUUAUAACCAUGAUUUAUUGCAAAGUUUUAUCUGAUUUUCGUAAUUUACAGAAUUUUAUAUUGCUGAAAUACAGUUUACUCGUAUAAAAAGUAUUCAGAUAUUGAUAUCAGAUUUGUAUUUCAUUUGAGCUUGUAGAAAUGCAAUAUGAGUCGUUAUUCUAUAAUUUUUGAAUGAAAAAUUGUUUGAAAUGUUAAUUGGCGCAACACUAUGCUAUUCCAUUUCCACCAAUCGAUAAACUUUUCAUUCAUUAAAAGUUCUCAAUAAUUUUUUUAACGAAACAUUUUAUGUGAACACAUGAAAUUCAUGUUUUUGAAUACUUUGGUCACAUUACAAAUCUGGACACAUAACUGGCAUUUAAUCUUGUCUGGUUUUCAUUUUCACUGAUUGAUUAUAAUAUUUAAUUAUUAUUUAAUAGGAGAAUUAAAGCAUAAUAGCUUGGUAAGAAACACAUGAUAUGCUUAAAUUAUUAUAUAUCAUUAUAGCAUAUGAUUUCAGUGUUCAUGAACUCAUUUUGAAAUGAAAAUCAAGUAUGAUUUGUGGUGCUCUAACAGCUAGGUUAAUAUUCAGCACAUACGACUUAUAUAUAAUCAAGUACUCUGCUCAGUGUUUGAAUGAAUGCUUUCUCAAACGAGUGGUGGUAUUUGAUAAUUUUUUAUGAAUUUUUACAAAUUUUAUAUCCGUUCAACUAUAUCAAGUUGUAACGCCUGAAAAUGUGUGACUUAUCAGGCCACCAAUGAUUGUAGUCUGUAUAUCACAAGUAUAUUUCCAAUAUUUGUUAGACAUUGUGUGACAUAUGGCCUAGUUAUUUAUCAUAUAACUAAAUACCAUUAACACUUAGUUGGUAUGAAAUUCUCUUGCCAUGUUUGAACAUAUAUGCUAGACAUUUUUGCCAAUUGGUUUACUCAUUACAGAAGUACAGAGAAUUUGUGACGUUCUCUAUUAAUAAUUGAUGACAAGUACUGUAUUAUUAGCUUGUAUUGAUCAGCCGACUGUACAGUACUGAAAAAUUCUUGGUAUUUUUAGGCAGCGGAACUGCUGUUUGUACUAUAAUUAAACAGUUCAAAACUCACUGUAAUUGGAGAAACAGUUUUAUUUUGAUGCAUUAAGAUAUUGGUGAAUAAAUUGAAGCCCACCCAAGUUCAAUUAUUUAAUUCUCCCACGGUCUCGUGACCAAAAAGGGAGGUGUUUCAAGUUUUGUUUCACAAUACCUCACUAGUGGUGUUAGCUAAAAGCUAGGAUUUUGAUGGAACAUAGCUUCCAAGGUGUGCACCUCACGUCUUCAAUUUUAGCAAGAAUUGUCAAAUCAUAAAUACUGUCUUGUUUUAUGAAUGAAUAUGGUUUUCACAUCCAUGUAAAAGUUAUCUUUUUAUAUAAUGCUGUUUAUGAUCAAAUAAAACCAUGUUUCAUUGCAAGA
Messenger RNA from Styela clava, 3113 nucleotides. RefSeq names its product m7GpppN-mRNA hydrolase NUDT17-like. The record is from RefSeq and is a predicted model, not a curated record. Gene Ontology annotation, cellular component: peroxisome; cytosol. Gene Ontology annotation, biological process: NAD+ catabolic process; NADP+ catabolic process. Gene Ontology annotation, molecular function: NADH pyrophosphatase activity. NCBI's taxonomy places the organism in Eukaryota, Metazoa, Chordata, Ascidiacea, Stolidobranchia, Styelidae.